AUGUCGCACCAACCGUUGACCGACGACCAAGUCGGUCAGGAGCUCCGCAAGAUGACGGCCUUCAUCAAGCAGGAGGCGAUGGAGAAGGCCCGCGAGAUCGAGAUUAAGGCCAAUGAGGAGUUCGCAAUCGAAAAGUCUAAGCUCGUCCGCCAGGAGACGGAUGCCAUCGACGGGCAGUACGAGAAGAAGUUCAAGCAGGCCCAGAUGUCCCAGCAGAUCACCCGCUCCACCGUCUCCAACAAGACGCGCCUCAAGGUCCUCGGCGCCCGCCAGGAGCUCCUUGACAACAUUUUCGAGGACGCCCGCAAGAAGCUGCCCUCCGCCACCAAGGACAAGGCCAAGUACCAGGCCACUCUCAAGAACCUGGUCCUAGAGGGUCUCUACGCCCUCGCCGAGCCCGAGGUCGUCGUCCGCGCGCGGAAAGCCGACUUCGAUGCCGUCAAGAAGGCCAUCGACGACGCCGUCAAGGACUACAAGAAGGAGGUUGGCAAGGACACGGCCGCCAAGGUCGACGAGUCCAACCCCUUGCCCGCGGAGAGUGCUGGAGGUGUAUUCAUCAUUGGCGGAAAGGGAAAGAUUGAAAUCAACAACACAUUCGAGGAACGCCUAAACCUGCUCCAGGAAACCGCUCUGCCGGCCGUUCGCGAGACCCUGUUUGGAAAGAACCCCAACCGCAGAUUCACCGAUUAA
Colletotrichum higginsianum IMI 349063 is the source of this 690-nucleotide messenger RNA. RefSeq names its product V-type proton ATPase subunit E. Gene Ontology annotation, molecular function: proton-transporting ATPase activity, rotational mechanism. The transcript is spliced from 3 exons. Bases 1 to 690 code for a protein of 229 amino acids. Lineage: Eukaryota; Fungi; Ascomycota; Sordariomycetes; Glomerellales; Glomerellaceae. Gene Ontology annotation, biological process: proton transmembrane transport. Gene Ontology annotation, cellular component: proton-transporting two-sector ATPase complex, catalytic domain. The record is from RefSeq and is a predicted model, not a curated record.